Molecule: messenger RNA, 960 nt
Organism: Metarhizium brunneum ARSEF 3297
Lineage: Eukaryota; Fungi; Ascomycota; Sordariomycetes; Hypocreales; Clavicipitaceae
Source: RefSeq, a predicted model, not a curated record
AUGGACUCAAAUGCCCUUGGUCAAGAAAACCUGCUUAAUGGCUUCGAGUUCGACGUUUUCGAGGCGUCACUCGAUCAAGGGCAGACUCGCAGCGACGAGCCCGACGCGGAUGCCCAAUGCAGCGUCAUCACAGACCGCGGCCGCCAUAGCAAAUACAAGGUACAAGCUCUCCUCAAAACGUGUAUACACGGGGUGUUAGAUGCCACGUCCAAAACGCCUGCGUCCUUGAUCAUUGUCGACUACUUCCUCUCCAAUCUGGAGGAACAGGGGCGCUACAGCUCCGUCACGACCACUUUCGACUUUGAGCCGCAUGUGGAAGACGAGCUGGGCCUUGGAGACGGGCAUGGCAACCCACUCGAUACCCCCAACAUCACGGCGUAUGCCCCGUUUGAGGCUGUGCGCUGGGGCCAGACCACGGCCCAGGAGAGCAGCAAGCACAACUUGGACGCCUCCAUUGAGCCCGAGGUUGAGGGUGCCAAGGCGGGCAAGAUUGGAUAUGCAUACGAGAGUACCACGUCGCAUGAGCAGCGCUACUUUACACAAGGCCUGGCAGGGCGUCACUAUGUGCCCAAGGGCCCGGCUCGUGGCGUCGCCGAUCAAGUUUGGUGGAAUAUGCAACACAACUUCAGUCAGCACAGUGGCGUGCCACCGCAUUUUCGUACGGCAAUCCUGCUAACCAGGCGCUCCGAGGCAGCAGAAAAAAAAUUCAUUGCCCACUUUAAAAUCGCUGUGCGUGGGGGGUUCUGGAUGAAUAUGAGUGCCCUCGUCGACGUCUUCUUACGUCGAAGUGUCCAAGAUAGACCUGUCGUGUUUGAUCCUAGCAUUCGGUUCAUGGGCGAUGAGCUAGAUGGGAUUGAGCCCAAUGCCGACGGUGUAUACGAGCUUGGUCGCCUGGCCGUGGGACGAGAGUUGGUCAAGCUCACCGGCAUCUGGGGACUGUCUCCGUUGCCCAAGGCUUAG